Messenger RNA from Perca flavescens (yellow perch), 2467 nucleotides. RefSeq names its product MINDY lysine 48 deubiquitinase 4 (gene mindy4). Gene Ontology annotation, molecular function: cysteine-type deubiquitinase activity; K48-linked deubiquitinase activity. Gene Ontology annotation, biological process: protein K48-linked deubiquitination. Lineage: Eukaryota; Metazoa; Chordata; Actinopteri; Perciformes; Percidae. The record is from RefSeq and is a predicted model, not a curated record. The transcript has 18 exons. Bases 272 to 2389 code for a protein of 705 amino acids.
CCGCUAAAACCCAAAGAAGAAGAAGCAUUGCGCAGGAUUGCCAUGGUAACGUACAUUGCUGAACAACAACUCUGAAAGACGUGCCCAUCUCUAGCACAAAUGGAUCUAUACAUCCAUGAUUUGGACGGUCUCUGAAAAGUUGCGGCGCAGCACAUCCCUCAGCCUAGUUAUGGUUCACUAGACGGUUAGAUAGCUAAAGGCUACUGACAGCGCAGCUAACGUUACUUGUUGAUUAUCUAAGGCUAUCACAUCCGGACACGUUCCCAUCACUAUGGCCGCUUCAGUUGAAGAGGUCUCUUUAUCCGUUGUACGGGAAUAUCUAAGUCGAAAGGGACUCAGGAGGACGAUUGCCUGUAUGGACGAGGAGCAUCCACGCACAGAGGCCAGUAUCAACAACAGAUCCCACUUGAGGCAGAUUCUCAACAUGGAGGGUCUCUAUAGAAAGAAUAAAGCUCUGAACUCCCCCCUGAAAACAUUACUGGAGAUUAUUGUAAAGCAUCACAUUGAGGGCCUCAAGAAUGACGAGAUCACUUGCAGUAAAAGUGAUCCGCAACAGUCUGCUCGAACUAUUAGCUGGAUUGCUAAUUCUUCUGCAGUAUCACCAACAGUAAUGAAUGACACACAGACAGAGGAUAGCACAACAGCUAUCAAUUUGAGGUCUGAUAUAGGAGAAGUCUGCCCUUCUCAGCCUCUGUAUGCGUCAUUAUUACCUGAGACAGACAGACCGUCCAGUCAAAAUCAAACUUAUGACACAGAAGACAAAAAAGGACAGCCACUGAUGGCUUCCCUCCAGGACAAUGAUAGCUUAAUCAGAAGAGAACCGGAAAAAAAGACUUCCACCACUGAGAGCACCCAAAGGAGCAGAAUUAAUCGAAUUAGACGUGGCAUGAUGGCUGGACCAAUAGCAAGCACAUCUCAGGAAUCAAACAAAAAAAGGCAGAAUCAAAGGCUAGAAGUGUCCCAGCCGCAGCUCAUAAAAAAAGAAGAAAACAGGCAUGCUGGGGAUGAAGUUUUAGUGCCUGGCGUACAUCAAAAAAGCUCAGAAAGCGGCCUAACUGAAAUAACCUCAGUUGACUGCGUAGGAGUUCAUCGGGAGUUUUGCAUUUCACAAGAGAGAGUGCAGAGGGAAAACUGCUUUGAAAAAGUGCAACAAGACAUACUGAAGACUACAAAAGUUAAGUCUUUGCCCAGGCCAAAUUUGACUGAUUUGGAUGCGUCUCAGAUGGUUUUGGAUGACAUUGAUGAUGACAACGAUCUGCGAGAACUCUCCCAAGUGUCCUUUCAAAGAACCGUCGCAGAGCAGCCGUGCUGUGCAGGCCGACCGUUGGACCAGCACACUGCCACGGAAUUGAAAGCGGUUCUUCUUGGUUCCAGCCUACAUUGUUUCAGUGUUGAGUGGAGGAAUCAGGGUUUCACAUUCUUAGAAACGCAUGACCUGAGAUACGGAAUCGUGCAGAAAAAGGGUGGACCUUGUGGAGUUCUGGCAUCCAUACAAGCCUUUGUCCUAAAGAAACUGCUGUUUGAAAACAUUGAAAGCAGUAAUACAGGCUUUCAGAGGUUAAGACCUUCUAACACUACCAGGAGAAAGUGUCUUGUUUUAGCGGCAGCCGAAAUACUGUGGAGGGCUGGUGAGGGAAAACAAGCCACAGUUGCAAUAAAUUCAGGACAAAAUCAGUUCACCCCAACUGGACACUACAAAUCUCGAGGAGUGCUUGAAAAGAUAACAUGUUUUGCUGUGGAUAACAUCAAGGACCUGCAGUUGCUUCUGGAGCAGCAUAUUGAUCAGUUUGAGACUGGGGUGUUAGGAUGCAUACUGUUCACCAUAUCUGCUGUUCUCUCUCGAUCCAUUGACAAAGUAAGAGACGAUAUGGACGUGCCCACCACCACACUCAUCGGAGCCCAUGGCUACUGCACUCAGGAGCUGGUCAACCUGUUGCUCUGCGGCAGAGCAGUUUCUAAUGUCUUUGACAAUGACAUGGAGCUGGACUCAGGCAAUAGCAAUAUGACUCUACUCAAGGGAGUCAAAGGCCACUGUGACGUUGGCCUGCUGUCCUUGUUUGAACACUAUAACAUCUGUGAGGUAGGGGCUUACUUGAAGACUCCAUGUUACCCCAUUUGGGUGGUCUGCAGUGAAAGCCACUUCAGCGUGUUGUUUGGCCUGCAGAGAGAGCUAUUGACCAAUCAGGACAAAGGCCUGGAGUUUGACCUCUACUAUUACGAUGGACUGGCCAAUCAACAGGAAGAGAUCCGCCUCACUGUCUCUGUUGGCAAAUCGGCCCUGAGCUGUCAACAUGUUGACACUGAUCUCAUUCCACCACUGGAGCACUGUAUCCGAACAAGGUGGAAAGAUGCGUUCGUCAAUUGGAAUGACACAGAGCCUAUUCUCUGACUGAUCACAUGGUUUGAUGUUAUUUUAAUCAUGGAUUAACAUCCAUUUUGCAUCACCAAUACAAAUACUUUUACAUAA